GAUAAGUUUAGUGAGAGGUAGGCUGUUGUGCGAUUCGGACGUGUGACCUGAAGACAGUGCGCUGGUUCGCUAUCCGUGCUUGUGGUGAAAGAAAUCAUUCGAAACCGACCACCAGAAAAAGAACCACGACGUGAGGUGAUACACAUCGAGUGGAAGCGAAGAAAAAAAAAAGUUCCAACUCGAGAAAAGGUGUGCGGAAAACUGAUGCGGACCCGAUUGUAAAGUUCUGGAUCCUGUUUGGUGGCGUUGCUACUUUGGAUAUCCUUAUAUUCACCCGAUAAGUUCAGUGGAUUAAUUUUUCUCGGGGUUGUGCCUCCCCAAACUGGUGGUGUAGGCUUCCAAAAGCCUAUAGGAAGGUAGCCAGCGAAAACGUGUGUAAUAUGCUGGGGAAGAAACAUCGAGGCAAAUUCGCACUGUGAGCAAUCUGAAAAUAUCAAAAAGUAGCUGAAAAUUGGUGUUCGAUCGGCGUGCGGUCGAAUCCGGAGUGGUGACACUGUUUAUGGCACUCGGGGCAGUGGAGUGCAAAGUGGGCAGCUAGAGGGUAUAAUUCAGAGUACUGGAGACCAUAACUGGGCAAAAUGUCUGAUAAAGUGUCGAUAUCGCCGUCCAAAAGUCGGAGGCAAUUACGCGAACGUAAACAACGCAAGUUGUACUCGGACGAUUGGGCGCUCGGCGAUGAUGACUAUGAGGGUGCGCGGGGAUUCAGCGUGGCUGAAAAGCUGGAAUCGCCGCGUUUCGCGCAAUCCGGAAUGGUGCGCGAGAUGAAAGGGAGUGAUCUAACCGUGGCAUUCCUCCAGCAGUAUGGAUUCAACAUCCCGCUUAUGUUCAAAGAAAAGGCUGGACUUGGUCUGCAGGUGCCAUCGGCAAAUUUCACAAUCAAUGACGUGCGGAUGUGUGUCGGAUCUCGGAGGGUUCUAGACGUGAUGGACGUCAACACGCAGAAGAAUGUCCAGAUGACGAUGAAAGAAUGGCAAAAAUACUACGAGGAUUGUAGCAAGAAAAAACUACUCAACGUGAUCUCACUGGAGUUUUCUCACACCAAGCUUGAAAAUUAUGUUCAAAGUCCUAACAUUGUGCGUCAGAUUGACUGGGUCGAUGUGGUCUGGCCAAAGCAGCUGAAGGAAGCCCAGAUCGAAGCCACCAAUGUACUUAAUGAGAUGAUGUACCCGAAAGUGCAGAAGUAUUGUCUGAUGUCCGUUAAGAAUUGUUAUACAGAUUUCCACGUGGAUUUCGGUGGCACCUCAGUGUGGUAUCAUAUUCUGAAGGGAAGUAAGGUGUUUUGGCUGAUCCCACCUACGGAGAAGAACCUUCAGUUGUACGAAAAGUGGGUGUUGUCUGGAAAGCAGUCGGAUGUGUUUUUCGGUGAUACAGUUGAGAAAUGUGCCAGGGUAUACCUGACAGCAGGAAAUACCUUCUUCAUCCCUACUGGAUGGAUUCAUGCAGUGUAUACGCCAACUGAUUCGCUGGUGUUUGGAGGGAAUUUCCUACAUUCUUUUGGGAUUGUAAAACAGUUGAAAAUUGCGCAGGUCGAAGAUAACACGAAAGUGCCCCAGAAGUUUCGCUAUCCAUUUUUUACCGAAAUGUUGUGGUACGUGUUAGCAAAAUAUGUGUACACGCUGUUAGGACAUUCUCAUUUAGAGGGUGAACCUGGACGAGAAGAAGAACUUUCCGACAAACCUCACGUGCAUUUGACUCAUUAUGAGUUGUUUGGGUUGAAAGAAAUCGUUAUGUACCUGUACGAUUUGCCUCCACAGAAGAAGAACGUACCGGACUUGAUCAAAGAUCCUGUUGCUUUGAUAAAAGAUGUUCGCACACUGGUUGAACGUCACUGCAAAGACAAUCCAGAGCAUGCAAUUACUGGAAUUCCGGUACUUCACCCAGAUCUCAACAAGAGCAAUAAUUCUUACCUUCGAGAGCGUUAUGAAUACUACGCAGGUGAUGACAUGAAAUCUCCAGAUCCUCACGAGGAAGAAGGAGAAGGUUCUCGCCUUAGUCAAGAUGAUAAUCAUCUAGAUGGUGUCGAUCACCAUUCACAAACAGAAGAACGACGAACACCACCAUUGUCACACGAAAAUACGGCCCGAUCUCUCCUGGCGGCUUCCGAACACGAGGGACCAAUGAAUAACAGCAAUGAAGGUUUGGUGGUGGCUCCGAACAAUGACGAUGAUCGCAAUUUUGUUUCCCCCCAACCUACUCGUCCUGGUGCACAAGGAAGUGGUGUUCGGGGUCCAUACAAGAAAAACAUUGGCAAUAGCGGGAGCGGGGGUAACCGUUCGGGUAGUGAGAGAAGAGAUGGUAACGGACCACGGCGCAGGAGAACACGGUGCAAAAAUUGCGAAGCCUGUCAGCGGUCUGAUUGUGGGGAGUGUAGUUUUUGUCUGGAUAUGGUGAAGUUUGGUGGCCCGGGGCGUGCAAAACAGACAUGUAUGAUGAGGCAAUGUCUGCAACCAAUGCUUCCGGUUACCGCUCAGUGCAUCCAUUGUCAUCUGGAUGGCUGGCGGCAGGCUCCGAUAACGGCACCUGCCCAGGCUAAAUUACAAGCUCAUAUGCAGGAAGGUCCUUCAUCCUUGAUGGAGUGUUCAGUGUGCUACGAGAUAGCUCAUCCAGAUUGCGCACAGCGAUUAGCCCCGGAGGUUAAUGGUAUCAUCAAUGAGGAUCUCCCAAACAGUUGGGAGUGUCCUAGUUGCUGUAAAUCGGGCAAAAACACAGAUUACAAACCUCGUCACUUCCGAGCUCGUCAAAAAUCUUCCGAAAUCCGUAGAAUAUCGGUCAGCAGUGACGCAUCCUCGAUUCACAACUUGGAAAUUGGGCGAAUAAGCGGAACGGUUAUACAGCCACCACCGAAUAGUAGCGGUGGCAAUAGCAGUCUAGUAGGCGACAUGCAUCCGGUUGCUCCACGCUUCCAGAACGAUAUGCUUUAUGAUUUUGCCUCGACUGGCAGCGCAGUGAUUGUGGGCGGUAACGGAGGCAACAUUCUGCUAGAGCGGAAACCGAAGAUCAAGGAUGAGGAUAUGUCGAGCGGGUCUGAGCAUGAAGGCCAAAAAAUGAUG
Messenger RNA from Uranotaenia lowii, 3050 nucleotides. It is a transcript of the gene Kdm2, whose product is annotated as jmjC domain-containing histone demethylation protein 1. The record is from RefSeq and is a predicted model, not a curated record. The transcript is spliced from 4 exons. Gene Ontology annotation, biological process: protein demethylation; regulation of transcription by RNA polymerase II. The annotation marks the transcript as partial. Gene Ontology annotation, molecular function: zinc ion binding; transcription coregulator activity; DNA binding. NCBI's taxonomy places the organism in Eukaryota, Metazoa, Arthropoda, Insecta, Diptera, Culicidae.